Messenger RNA from Odobenus rosmarus divergens (Pacific walrus), 2709 nucleotides. RefSeq names its product chromosome unknown open reading frame, human C3orf20 (gene FAM194C). Lineage: Eukaryota; Metazoa; Chordata; Mammalia; Carnivora; Odobenidae. The record is from RefSeq and is a predicted model, not a curated record. Bases 1 to 2709 code for a protein of 902 amino acids. The transcript is spliced from 15 exons.
AUGACUGACAUCAAGAGCAACCGAGAAUUGUACCAGCAGUACACAGCCUCGGCGCCUAGGCUGCUGGCCCGCAUCUCCGAACUGCUCAUCAGUUGCCGGAACGCAGGUAUUUCUGUACCUAAGGGCAUCAGGAACAUCUUUGAGUUCACUUGGGAGGAGCUCACUGCUGACCCCAUGGUGCCUACCCCGUCCGACAUCAUGGGCCUGGAGAUCAACAUUGGACCCCCACCCGUGGUGCUUAUGGAAUCAGCCGCCACGCAGGCCCCUGUCCAAAAGAAGCCACCACCAGUACCAACACCACAGUUGCUGCCCACAUCCACUGGGCGAGCCAAGAUAACCCAGUCUCCCACCCAUGGCUAUCUAGCACAGUCUGGCCAGGAGACCCUGCACAGAUUCCAGCAGCAGUCUAUCCACCUGCUGACAGAGCUGCUCACCCUGAAGAUGAAGACCAUGGUGGAGUCCGUGUCUGUAGGUGCCAAUCCCCUGGACAUCACAAGGCGCUUCGUGGAGGCCAGCCAGCUUCUCCACCUCAAUGCCAAGGAGAUGGCUUUUGACUACCUGAUCGGCACAAUGGGGAGAAGUAGCCGGGGUGUUGGACUGAUAGGGAAAGAUUCCUCCAUGAACACUCCAGCCAUGGGAGUGAACACACCUUACCAGCUUGUCUAUGAGUCCUCUACUGGCUGUCUGAGCUUUUCUCUUUCAACUGGAAAGGAAGUCAAGAAGAAAACAGGCAAAUCAAAAAACGUAGAAGACAUAACCAUGCCGUCCUUCCAACGAGGAGCUGGAAUCUCUGCCUCCAACAGUAUAGAGUUCAGUGACCCCUGCCCUGAGGCCCGGGAGAAGCUGCAGGAGAUGUGUCGCCAUAUAGAAACCGAAAGGGCCUUGUGGAAAGGGAGGAAUUUCUCCUGCCCCCUGAUCUUUCGCAACUACAGGGCAAAGGUGCCUUCUCAUCUAAUGUCAGCCCCGAAAGGGGACGCUCAGAGCCCAAGCUCCCACCAUCCUAACCCUCCAGGUGCUCAGACUACCACUUCCACCGUUCACCAGCCCCCCGCCCACCACCAUCCUCACUUCGUCCGGCAUUCUCAGGAGUGGAAGGUAUCCAAGAAGAUCAUCAAGUUCCAUUACGCCUUCUAUGAUGGGUCCUCCUUUGUGUACUAUCCCUCUGGGAACAUCGCCAUGUGUCAGAUCCCCACGUGCUGCAGAGGGAGAGCCAUCACCUGCCUCUUUAAUGACACACCCAGCUUCUUUCUGGCUCUGUUCAAUGCUGAUGGACAGGGCUGUGUUCACUACAACGUGAAGGCCUGUUGCCCAUACGUCCUGGUCUUGGAUGAGGAAGGUGGGACUGCCAAUGACUACAAGGGCUACGUAGUCCACAAAUGGAGCUGGACUUCCAAGACGGAGACUUUGCUUUCCCUGGAAUAUAAGGUCAAUGAGCAAAUUAAGCUGACGGUGCUGAGCCAGGACUCCAUCAUGGUCACCUUCACCUCCCUAAAUGAAACAAUAACACUCUCUGUAUCAGCCAGCAAUUGUCCCCAUGGGGUAGCGCAUGAAAAACGGCUGCUGACCCGCAUGGAUGACAAAAUAUUUAAGAUGAACCGAGCUCUGGCAGAGAUCAAGAAGCGGUUUAAAAAGACAGUGUCACAAUUUAUGAAUUCUGUCUUGCUGGCAGCAGGCCUGUUCACCAUAGAAUACCCAGUUAAGGAAGAGACAGAAAUCAGUCGAGCCAAGGUAAAAUCGAGUCCCUAUCUCGAGCGGAGCACCAAGCCAAGUUUAUACUCAGGAGAAGCCCUCUUAUUACGAUCUCAGUCAGCCCGACCUGAAUCCUCAAUUGGAGAGUCUUUGAGGGAAGAGCCUAGGUCUGUUUCUAUAAGCCCCACUCGGAAGAAGAGCAUCAAGAUCCAAGCCAAAGCCGUGGUCACACCCAGAGGAAAGUCUGGAGAGGUGCGCAGCCCUACCAGGUGGGCGGCCUCGCCCUCCGACUGCCCGCUGGUGCUGCGGAAGCUCAUUUGCAAGGAAGACAUCCGGGCUGGCUGCAGGUGCAUGGUGAAGGCACCCUUGGUAACCGAUGUGGAGCUGGAACGCUUCCUGUCUGCACCCCGAGACCCCAGCCAGGUACUGGUGUUUGGGAUAGUCUCAAGCCAGAACCCCACCAGCACCGCACAGCUCCAGUGGCUGCUCGACACACUCCACAGUCACCGGCAGCAGGGCCGCGCCUCGCCCUGCAUCCAGUGCCGGCAUGACCCAUACCGCCUGCUGCGGUAUGACCUGGACAGCUCUCUGCAGAAGGACCCACCCCUGCUGGUGAAGAAGUAUGCUGUGGUGCCAGGGAUGGUUCUGAUGUUCGCAGGGGGGAAGCUCCUUUUUGGUGGCUGCAUUUUGAAUGGAUAUGGCUUUAGCAGGCAGAAUCUGCUGAAACAGAUCUUCCAGGCUCGACAAGACUGCAAGAUGGGCUACUUCCUGCCAGACAACUACAAAUUUAGCAUUCCAACCUAUAUCCCAGUCCUGGAAGACCCCAACUCAGCCAAGAAAGCAAUAUCGGCAGACAUCCAAGAAAGCUUCUCCUCGUUGGCCAUGGGGGACAAGAUGGAGGAGUCCCCUCCUGAAACUGAGAAAGUGAAACCGCCUGAAGUGGAUCUGCCUGUUCUCAGCAAAGCCAGGAGCGGCAGUAAGAAGGCGGUCCCCUGGAAAAAACAGGCCUUCAAGAGAUGA